Molecule: messenger RNA, 783 nt
Organism: Paramecium sonneborni
Lineage: Eukaryota; Ciliophora; Oligohymenophorea; Peniculida; Parameciidae
Source: the annotation of a GenBank genome assembly
AUGCAUAAAUUAAGAGAAUUGUAAGAAAAGGAAUCAAAAUUCUCUUCUAAUGAAUAGGAUUUCAUUCCCUUUAUCAAAGAACGAGAUAACAUGGGUAAAUUACCUAAUGCCUUUAGAAGUUUGAAAUCUCAAAACUAAAAUAAUAAAAGGAUUAGGGUUACAAUUAGUAGUAAUAAAAGUUAAAAAAGCAAAACAAAAGUUAAUUUUUUAAAGGAUGUUUAUACAAUUAAUCAUAAUACAUAUUGGGCAAAUCUUACAAAUGUUUCUAAAGUUGAAAAGAAAUUCAACUUAAAAAUUUAGACAGAAUAUGUUGAAUAGAAGUAAUUAAUAUUACUUAAUCAAAAAUUACAAUUGAAUGAUGGUACUGUUUAACAAAGGAUGCCUACAUAAAUUAAUUAUUCUCCAAAAUUAGGUAAAAAUCUUAGUAUGAAUACUAUACCUCCUCUUGGUUAUUAUUAGACUAGAGAUAUCAUUAUAAAAAAGUAACCAAUGUUUGUUAGAAUGAAAUUAGAAAAAGAAAGUAAGGUUCAAGAAUUUAAAACACUGAAAACAGAACCUUGCUAAUAAAUUUAAAUACCUAGAUUAGAACUCUCGAAUAUAAGAAUUUAAAAUAAAAUUCCAUAAGAAUUAUUAAAUAAAGCAUAUUAAACAGAAAGAUAAUCAACAGAAUAUAAAUAAAGAUAUACACCUCUACAUUUCGACAAUGAGGUAAUAGAGUAAUAAGAAAACAAAAUUAAAUAAUUAAGAGAAUUUUAUAAAAUUAUGAAAAGCAGUUAUGCUUGA